This is a messenger RNA of Leptopilina heterotoma, 1000 nucleotides long. It is a transcript of the gene Chchd3, whose product is annotated as MICOS complex subunit MIC25. Lineage: Eukaryota; Metazoa; Arthropoda; Insecta; Hymenoptera; Figitidae. The coding region runs from base 218 to 805 and encodes 195 amino acids. Gene Ontology annotation, biological process: inner mitochondrial membrane organization. The record is from RefSeq and is a predicted model, not a curated record. The transcript has 3 exons. Gene Ontology annotation, cellular component: MICOS complex.
GACAUAUGUAAUUAAAUAUUCCUAAUUUAUCAUAAACUAUCAUUCAUCAAAAAUAUGAAUUUAUAACAUUUAACCUAUAAAGAAUAUGUUACUUCCAUAUUUAUAUCAUUUAUGUAACUCAAUUUUUGACCUAAACUUUUUGAAUUGGUGUUAAGUUAAAAAAAUCAGUGACUUCAUGAAUUGGAUGACAAUAAAUUUUGAAAAUUAGAAGAAAAAAAUGGGUGCUAAGCAAAGUGCGCAUAAGUUAACAGUUGUCAAUGAUGAGGCAGAGGGAAAUGUCAUUCAGGUUUCUAAUGCAAUUGUACAAAGGCUAACGGAAGGAUUGAAACAAACGUCAAAUCAAUCGGGAAACGCGGACGUAAGAGUUCAACAUUCAAGGAAACCGUCAGUUUCUGGCGAGGGUGAAAUACCUGUAAAUUCACCUCAAGGAAACGUGCCAGCAAGUGGGUAUUCUUCGUUUCAUUAUCCAGAAUAUACUAUAACUGCUCUUCAAAUGCAAAAACAGAAAGAAGCGGAAAUCGAUGACUUAGAUGCAUAUUGGGGUAAACGUCUUCUAAAUCUUGAAAUGAAACACGAGAAAAUUAACAGCAUUCUUCAAAAUGAAUACAAUAAAGCUGUGGUUGAUUAUAAAAGUGAAAAAAAAGGCUGUAAUGAGAUAAUGGUUCCCUGUAUGGAGAAUACAAAAAAGAUUGCAAAGUGCUAUCAAGAUCAUCCUCAUCAAGCUUUGGAGUGUGCACCUUUCGUCAAGGAAUUCGCCAGUUGUGUGGAUGAAUGUCGAACGAAAAUUAUUGCCUCUCGUUGCUAGCAAUUUUCAAUUAAAUUUAGUUUCCUCUUAGACUGUUUAUUUCAAUGAAUUCACUAUAAACAACUUGUGAGAAGAAAAUUAAAUUAAAAUCUAAGGUGGAAUUGUCAAAUUCUCGUUACAAUAGAAAACUUGUUAAAGAAAAAUCUCUGCUUUCAUGUAAACAAGAAAUAAUUCUGUGAAACUGACCUUUUUUUU